This is a messenger RNA of Cherax quadricarinatus, 646 nucleotides long. Lineage: Eukaryota; Metazoa; Arthropoda; Malacostraca; Decapoda; Parastacidae. The record is from RefSeq and is a predicted model, not a curated record.
UAGUGAAGCACUUAAUGAGAUAAGAUGACUAUAAUGAUAAUGAGUGAGUUUUCUCCAGUCAUGGUGAGUUGGUGACAGCUGGUGGGCAGCCGGGCGCCAGCUGGUGAUGUUCCAAGCUUGUAGAACUUUGAUCAAGCCUUUACAAAGUGGUCAGAUUCUAAAAAUGGCUACAGUGGCAGAAGGACAACGCUAUGAUUUUGUGGUCUUUGGAGCAACUGGGUAUACUGGCCAGUAUGUAGUAGAGGAAGUAUCUCGUGUGGCCCAUCAUGAUUGGACAGAGAGAAACAUACCACUGACUUGGGCUGUAGCUGGGCGCUCUAAAGACAAACUUCUAAAUAGCCUUGCAACAGCACGUAAAGAAACAGGUUUAAACUUGGAAAAUGUAGCAGUCAUCCUUGCUGAUGUUGCAGACCAAGAUUCCCUGAAUAGGAUGGCUGCUCAGUCCACUGUUGUUAUCAACUGCGUUGGACCUUAUCAGGUAUAUGGAGAACGAGUGGUACGUGCCUGUAUUGAAAAUGGUUCAAAUCAUGUAGACAUCUCUGGUGAACCACAGGUAAUAUUUCAUGAAGGAUUACCAAUCUAUUCUUUGGCAAGUUUUUGGGAACUGUAUUUUGCUUCAAUUUAUUUGUAAAAUACACAGGUCACA